This is a messenger RNA of Lolium rigidum, 1234 nucleotides long. RefSeq names its product heat stress transcription factor A-2e-like. The record is from RefSeq and is a predicted model, not a curated record. The transcript is spliced from 2 exons. The coding region runs from base 12 to 1061 and encodes 349 amino acids. Gene Ontology annotation, molecular function: RNA polymerase II cis-regulatory region sequence-specific DNA binding; DNA-binding transcription factor activity. Lineage: Eukaryota; Viridiplantae; Streptophyta; Magnoliopsida; Poales; Poaceae. Gene Ontology annotation, cellular component: nucleus. Gene Ontology annotation, biological process: regulation of transcription by RNA polymerase II.
CGUCCGCUGCGAUGAGCCACCGGGCGAUGCAACCGGUGAAGGUGGAGAACGGCCACCCCUCCUCGGCGACCGCUGCGGCGGCGGCCAACGGCGGCGCGCCGAGGCCGCUGGAGGGGCUCGCGGACCACGCCGGCCCGACGCCGUUCCUCGCCAAGACCUACGACAUGGUCGACGACCCCACCACAGACGCCGUCGUGUCCUGGAGCGCCACCAACAACAGCUUCGUCGUCUGGGACCCGCACCUCUUCGGGACCGUGCUGCUCCCGCGAUACUUCAAGCACAACAACUUCUCCAGCUUCGUACGACAGCUCAACACCUACGGCUUCAGAAAGGUAGAUCCCGACAGGUGGGAAUUUGCAAAUGAAGGAUUCUUAAGGGGGCAGAGGCACCUUCUUAAAAAUAUUAAGCGUCGCAAACCUACGCAUGGGUCUCCAAAUCAGCAAUCUCUUGCCUCCUACCUUGAGGUGGGGCACUUUGGAUAUGAUGGGGAAAUGGAUCAGUUGAAAAGGGACAAGCAGCUCUUGAUGGCUGAAGUGGUGAAGCUCAGGCAGGAGCAACAGAACACAAGGUCAAAUCUUCAAGCCAUGGAACAGAGGCUGCAAGGAACUGAGCAGAAGCAGCAGCAGAUGAUGUCCUUCUUGGCACGAGUCAUGCAGAAUCCUGAAUUCAUACGCCAGCUGAUCUCCCAGAGUGAGAUGAGGAAGGAGCUCGAAGAAGCCAUCUCUAACAAGAGAAGGCGCCGCAUCGAUCAGGGACCAGAAGUUGUUGAUAGCAUAGGCACUGGCUCUAGCCUCGAGCAAGGGUCACAGGUAAUGUUUGAGCCGCAUGAGCCGGUGGAUUCGUUUGUCAAUGGCUUUGCACCCGAUCUUGAAAGCUCGUCUGUGGGGACGAAAGGAGCCAAAGUGCAACAGGGUGCCACUUCUAGCAGCUCUGGGCAACUGAGAAGCAGGCCCAGUGGGGAGCUGAAUGAUGAUUUCUGGGAGGACCUACUCCAUGAAGGGGGGCUCGGUGAUGAAGCUGGCAACUCUGUGGAUCCAGAUGACACGAACUUGUUGCUUUAGAAGAUGGACUACCUCAAACUCAAACAACACGAAAUCCUUACAGUAGCUUAUUUCAUUCUAACACAUCCCUGCAUCUCGGAUGAUCUUUGCCGCCAUGCCUGUAAUUAUGUCAGCCCAGUAGAUUGCUGUGUCUAUCAUAUUAUCCUGGUGAUGCCUUAAUGCUGUCAAUACCA